This is a messenger RNA of Perca flavescens (yellow perch), 3522 nucleotides long. Its product is annotated as integrin alpha-6. Gene Ontology annotation, cellular component: external side of plasma membrane; integrin complex. Gene Ontology annotation, biological process: cell adhesion mediated by integrin; integrin-mediated signaling pathway; leukocyte migration. Gene Ontology annotation, molecular function: integrin binding. The annotation marks the transcript as partial. NCBI's taxonomy places the organism in Eukaryota, Metazoa, Chordata, Actinopteri, Perciformes, Percidae. The transcript is spliced from 25 exons. The record is from RefSeq and is a predicted model, not a curated record.
GCUUUCAAUCUGGACACCCAGAGUGUGCUGCAGAGGAAUGGAGAUCCAGGAAGCCUGUUUGGAUUUUCUGUUGCCUUUCACCAGCAGCUGAACCCGGCCAGAAAGAACCUAUUGCUUGUCGGAGCACCACGGUCAAAACGCCACAACCAAGUGAAUGUUACAGGUGUUGUUUACCAGUGUGAUCUGACUACAGCAUCUGACCACUGUCGGCCCAUUGAGUUUAAUAACGAAGAGUUCCUUGAUAGUAAAAGCAUAAACAACCAGUGGAUGGGAGUUAGGGUGACGAGCCAAGGGCCUGGUAAAAAUGUAAUGACCUGUGCCCAUCGAUACCAGCAGUGGAGCCCGAGUCCGAGCCUUUAUGUCUCUCACUUGGUAACGGGUCAGUGUUACCUCUUAGGAGAUGACCUGCAGGUUGGGAAAGAAGAGAGGACGUGGAGGAGGGUAGUUUGUGACUCUGAGCACCUGACCAGACGUCAAAAGGACCAUGAGUGGUUUGCAUACUGCCAACAGGGUCAUGGAGCAUCUUUUGCAAAGGACAACACAUCUCUGAUAUUCGGAGCGCCAGGAGCGUACCAGUGGAAAGGAAUCGUACGAAUGGAGCGCUUGGACAACCAGGGCAUCAUCGGUGCCGAUGCUCGUGAGACUGGAGAUAUUGACAAGUUUAACUCAAGUCUCAUUCCUCUCCAAAGAACCAGCUACUUGGGAUUCUCCACUGACUCUGGUAUGGCCCUCAUCAGACCGGGUGAGCUAACCAUUGUAUCAGGAGCGCCCAGAGGAGGUUACAGCGGCCAGGUGACAUUUCUUAAGGCAGACCCUGUGGCACAGAGAAGUUUGUCUGUGGAGUUAGUCCUCUCCGGUCCGGGCCUGGCCUCCUCCUUUGGCUACGAUGUAGCAGUGGUGGAUCUCAAUGGUGAUGGGUGGGAGGACCUCGCUGUUGGAGCACCGGAGUUCUUUGUUAAAGAUGGUUUGGUUGGAGGAGCAGUCUACAUUUAUAUCAACAGUAAAGGAAAAAAUUGGGAAAAGAUUGUUCCAACUCAAGUUCUUGGACAUAAAGAUUCCAUGUUCGGCCUUGCAGUGGAAAACAUAGGAGACAUCAAUCAAGAUAGUUAUGGAGAUAUUGCUGUGGGGGCACCAUAUGAUGGUUCAGGUCGAGUAUACCUUUACUACGGCUCAUCAGAUGGAAUCAACAAAAAGCCUGCGCAGGUACUCUCAUCGGGAUCCAAUAAAGUUACGCUGUUUGGAUAUUCUCUGUCUGGCAACUUGGAUGUGGAUAACAAUCAGUACCCGGAUCUGGCUGUUGGAUCUCUGUCUGAUUCCGUCUUUGUUUAUAGAGCAAGACCAGUGGUCACUGUCAGCAGCUCUCUGAAGGUAACACCAACUGAUAUAGACAUCACAAAUGAACAAUGUGAUAAACGCACAUGUAACUUUGCAGCUCUGGCAUGCUUCACCUACAUAGCGCAUCCAGCAUCGUUCAACCCUAAACUGAUGAUUGACUUCACUUUUGAGGCUGAUGCUGAGAGGAGAAAAGUGAGGCUUCCUCCUAGAGUGGUUUUUCAGGGUUCUUCUCAAGGAAGGCUAGAGCUGCCUGGACAGAAGAGACAAAUCUGUACUGGCGCCCAAUUCCAACUUCUGCGUGAUAUCAAGGACAGGCUGCACAGUAUUCCUGUCUCCGUCACUAUGUCUCUGUGGAACUCCAGUCAAACAACCAGAACGAGUGCAGAUCUGCCCGUCCUUACUCCUGUCCUCAACCUCUUCCAGCAAAAGAGCACCAAAUCAACGAUUAUCUUAAUAAACAAGGGCUGUGGCAGGGACAACGUUUGCCAAAGUAACCUAGAGUUGCAGUACAAGUUCUGCUCGAGAAAAACGCAAAAUAAUCAAGAUGUUUUCGAAUCACUCGCCAGAGAGGAUGGUGUUGCAGUCAUCACUCCUUCUGAUGAAGGUAUAGCUUUAGAGAUCAGUGUGACUAACAGAAAUGGGGAUGACGCACACCAGAGUCGUUCAGUCAUCAGCCUCCCAGAUACUCUUCAUUACUCUUCUAUUGUCUACAGCAAAGCAUCGGAAACACAAGUGAGUUGUACAGCCAAUGAUAAAGGUACACUUAUAAACUGUGAACUGGGGAAUCCACUCCAAAGAGAUGCUGAAGUUACUUUUUAUGUCAUACUCUUAACAUCCGGCAUCUCACUGAGUACAAAAGACGUCAACGUCACCCUGCAACUUGAAACGACAAGUACACAGACCAUACAACCGGUUGAGGCUUUAGCAAAAGUGGUUUUUGAGCUGGAGCUGCAAGUAUAUGGACUAGCCAGGCCCUCUCAGGUGUCACUUGGCGAAAACUUGAGGGGUGAGAGCGCCAUAAAAUCAGUGAAUGAAAUUGGUACUCCGGUUCAAUAUGAAUUUAGGAUAACAAAUUUGGGCAGACCACUGAAAUCUUUCGCCAAUGCAUCACUAAACAUCAACUGGCCAAAGGAGAACUCUGUAGGAAAAUGGCUUCUGUACUUGACUCAGAUCAGUAGUAAAGGUGUACAGUCGGUCCACUGCUCACCUGUGAACGAGGUCAAUCCACUUAAACAUGCUAAGGGUUGGCGUGAGCCCUCGAGGAAAAGACGCGAAGCUGAACACAAGGCUCUCUCUACUGAUGGAUUCCCAUUUCUUCCAAAGAGAAGGAAAUACCAAACCUUUACCUGUUCAGAUGGACUGAAGUGUGUUCAGAUACGCUGCCCUCUGCUGGGAUUGGACAGUACUGCAGUAAUGGUUCUUAAUGCGCACCUCUGGAACACCACUUUUACAGAGGAUUACAGCUCUUUGAACUACCUAGACAUUGUUGUGGAUGCUACUCUCAGUUUAACAAACUUUCCAGAGAAUAUUGGACUUAAACCGGAAAAGCCUGGGACAAAGGUAAAACUGACAGUGUUCCUCGAGAGGAAGGCUGAAUAUUUCACCAAAGUUGCCUGGUGGAUAAUCUUCCUGACGGUCAUUGCAUUGCUCCUGUUGUUGGCAGUUCUCGGCUUCUUGUUGUGGAAGCGUGGAUGCAUCAACUGCCUCGCUCAGAACAAGAAGCCCUCCCAUGAUGGAGAUCCAAACACAGAGACUGCUCCUCUUAAAGGCUAAAAUGAAACCAGAGACCCUAGCGGUACGAGACACGUGCCGUGAACACAAGAUGUUAACCGUAUGAUUCUGGCUCAAAUAUACUAGUGCAGAAUUACAUGAUUUGUUGGGACAUCUUUGAGGCAGAGCCUUUUUUGUAUUUUUGGUGCAUGUUUUUGCUAUGUUAUAAAAAAUUAAAAAAACACAAUAUUUUGAUAUUUUUUUUAAUGAUGCAGAAAAUAUCACUUGUUUAAUACCAAAAAACUGUUACAACAUGAAAAAAGUUGUGCUAUACUUUGACCAUGACGGAAUGUGCGAGUGGUGGGGAUGGAUGAGGGGGUCGUACUACAGAACAAUUUACCUGAAAUAGAAUUGAAAUAUUGCAGCCACCACAUCCUAAUCUGACUGCUGAUCAUUAAAAAGCACAUAUGAUUACAA